Molecule: messenger RNA, 1782 nt
Organism: Aspergillus nomiae NRRL 13137
Lineage: Eukaryota; Fungi; Ascomycota; Eurotiomycetes; Eurotiales; Aspergillaceae
Product: acetolactate synthase catalytic subunit
Exons: 4
Coding region: 1-1782 (593 amino acids)
Biological process (GO): L-valine biosynthetic process
Cellular component (GO): mitochondrion; acetolactate synthase complex
Molecular function (GO): acetolactate synthase activity; magnesium ion binding; flavin adenine dinucleotide binding
Source: RefSeq, a predicted model, not a curated record
AUGGAGUAUAAUGUGUCUUCAGCGAGCCAAACAUCAAUGGAAGUGGAUGAAUCGUUUGUUGGAAUGACGGGCGGCCAGAUCUUUCAUGAGAUGAUGCGACGGCACGGUGUUAAACAUAUCUUUGGAUACCCUGGUGGAACUAUCCUUCCAGUCUUCGACGCCAUCUACAAUUCCAAGUAUUUCGAUUUCAUCCUUCCUAAGCACGAACAAGGAGCAGGGCAUAUGGCUGAGGGGUACGCAAGGGCAUCAGGGAAGCCAGGCAUCGUUCUGGUCACCUCCGGACCCGGGGCAACCAAUGUCGUUACUCCGAUGCAGGAUGCUCUGUCCGAUGGGACGCCAAUGAUCGUCUUCAGCGGCCAGGUAGUGACCACGGCGAUUGGCAGCGAUGCUUUCCAAGAAGCCGAUAUUCUGGGUAUAUCGCGAGGCUGCACAAAAUGGAACGUCAUGGUACGCAACGUUGCUGAGCUACCCCAGAGAAUCAAUGAAGCUUUCGAGAUUGCCACGAGUGCUAUACCUCGCAUCGCGCCCUACGCAAACACCGACGCAAACCAAACGUUACUCACCAAGUCGAUCUCUAAUGUUGCCAACUUGAUUCACACCGCGAAGAAGCCCGUCAUCUAUGCAGGACAGGGUGUUAUUCAGUCCCCGGGCGGACCUCAGCUACUCAAGAAGCUUGCUGACAAGGCGUCCAUACCGGUCACAACAACUCUGCAAGGCCUUGGUGCCUUCGACGAACUCGACGAGAAGUCCUUGCAUAUGCUGGGAAUGCACGGCUCAGCAUAUGCGAAUAUGGCUAUGCAGGAAGCCGAUCUCAUCAUAGCUCUAGGUGCACGGUUCGACGACAGAGUGACAUUAAACGUCGCCAAGUUUGCACCUGCGGCGAGGGCAGCCGCGGCAAAGGGUCUUGGGGGUAUUGUACAGUUUGAAGUGCUACCGAAGAAUAUCAACAAGGUGGUUCAGUCCACUGAGGCUGUUGUCGGGGAUCUCACAGAGAAUCUGACACACCUACUACCCCAUUUGAAAAGGACCAGCAUGGCCGAAAGGCGAGAAUGGUUUCAACAAAUCAACGAGUGGAAAGCAAAAUGGCCGUGGAGUGCUUACAAUCGGGAUGAACGACCCCAUUUGAUCAAACCGCAGCAUGUCAUUGAGGAACUGAGUAACCUCACCGCAGAUCGCAAACAAGAGACCAUCAUUACUACGGGUGUUGGCCAACAUCAGAUGUGGACUGCUCAGCACUUCCGUUGGCGUUCUCCCCGUAGUAUGAUUACCUCUGGUGGUCUUGGUACCAUGGGCUUUGGGCUUCCCGCUGCUAUCGGCGCCAAGGUAGCGCGUCCAGAUGCGCUGGUGAUUGAUAUUGAUGGGGACGCAUCGUUUAGCAUGACCUUAACAGAACUGACCACCGCCAGUCAAUUCAAUAUCGGGGUCAAAGUUAUCGUUCUAAACAACGAGGAGCAAGGAAUGGUGACCCAGUGGCAAAAUCUAUUCUACGAGGACCGAUACUCACACACACACCAGCGUAACCCAGACUUUAUGGGCCUGGCAGGGGCAAUGCACAUUCAACAUCGACGUGUCAGGAAACCUGAAGACAUCGUUGAGUCUCUCAAGUGGCUUAUCCACACGGAGGGCCCUGCUCUGCUAGAGGUUAUCACCGACAAGAAGGUACCAGUGCUACCAAUGGUACCUGCUGGCUCAGGGCUGCACGAGUUCAUUACGUGGGACGCACAUAAAGACAAGGAGAGGAGAAGUCUGAUGCAGGACAGAACAUGCGGGCUCCACGGAUGA